Messenger RNA from Dermacentor silvarum, 4816 nucleotides. Its product is annotated as adult-specific rigid cuticular protein 15.5. Gene Ontology annotation, molecular function: structural constituent of chitin-based larval cuticle. The transcript has 3 exons. Lineage: Eukaryota; Metazoa; Arthropoda; Arachnida; Ixodida; Ixodidae. Gene Ontology annotation, cellular component: chitin-based extracellular matrix. The record is from RefSeq and is a predicted model, not a curated record. Bases 134 to 679 code for a protein of 181 amino acids.
GCGCAAUAGCUGUUUUGCAAACUCGUGUAUUCUGCGCUGGAAUGUGUAUAAAACGCCGAGCGCCGGCGUGAGACGUCAUCAGUUGCCGCGCUUGUCAGCAGUGUUUGUCCGAAUCGUCGUCGAAGCGCGCGAGAUGUUCAAGGCGUCCCUCUUCGUGCUAUGCGCUAUCGCCACACGGGCAAGCUGUGCCGGAGACUUCGGGGAUGAGACGCGAGAUAGGCCGUCUCGGGUCAGGGCCAACAAUCUCGAUCCCCCGGCUCCGUACAGCUUCGUGUACGGCAGCUCCGACAAAGGUGGCUCCCAUGGCCGACAGGAGACCCGGGACGAGCACGGCACCGUGCGCGGCUCGUACCGCAUCGCCCUCGCGGACGGUCGCAUGCGCGUGGUGAAGUACGUGGCUGACAAAGACGGCUUCCGCGCGGGCAUCUCAACUAACGAGCAGGGCACCGAGUCUUCCAGCUCAUCGGGCGUGGUCGUCCACUCUCAGGCGCUGUCCGGACCAGACGCAGCGAGGGCCGCGCACAGGUCCAUGAGUCGGGCUGAAGCUUCGAGGCACUCGGCUCCUAGGCGCGCUGCCGCUGCGUCUUCAAACGUAGAGCGGUGGGCGGCGCCGUCGGAUAUGAGGGCGCCAGGAUACCUGCCCGCACAGAGGGACGAAAUCGUCUAUUAUGAUCCAUAGCCUGGAGUAGCCUGGAGUCGGGGCGCGCAGGAAACGUUUCGUGUGCAUUUCGUGUUUCCUGUGCAACCGGCAGAGGUGCAUACUUGUGUGUUAAUUCAUUAUAGGGAAGGGGUGGGGCAAACAUUUGUGGCAGGGCACCAACGGUGCGAGCGUAAAGUUCGAAGUUGUUUGUUUCUUUGACCUAUAUAAGCCUGCUUUUCUUUCUAGUCCAUGCCAUGGAAGAAUUUGUAUAGCUCGCAAAAGCGCAAUAGGGCCAGGUGAUAGAACCCUUUUUUGUUCUCACUGAAGCUGUUCAUGUUGCUUUCUGUUUCUGUAAUUCGAGUUGCAUACUGCACCCCCAUCAAAGCAACUCAAAUUAAGGUAAUUUGUAUUGAUUAGUUCUAACUGCUGCCUUAAUUGCUGAAAGCAACACUGUGCUCUACUAGCACUGAUAUGAUAACCACAACAUACGGGAGGUGAGCUUUGACAUCAUUGAUUGUAGGAUUGUUACCUUCCGCCUGUUUUUUAUUGCGGUUAAAGCAAGGGUGGUAUCUGAUCGCCGGGGUUGGAUGUGUCUUCAGUGACUGUACUCUUGCUAGCAUGCCGAGAUAUGUUUGCCUAAAUCACUCGCAUUUGUUAUAUUCUGGAGCCGCGUGCACCCCUGCAUAUUCAUCGCGCCAGAACCUAUAGAGAGCUAUUUUAUGUGGGCAUUCUCAUUUUAGCUAUUCACCAUAGUGAUCGAAUUCUACUGGAAUCAUGUACCAAACCGAACAAUAUGGUGGCGCUGUGUCAAAACGUCUCGGAUAAAUAACUGACAGGACCGGAGCUUUUUGAUAUGCGAUCUCUUUGAAUUUUUUUAUUAAUUCUCAAUACUUUGUGUUGGUUACAAGUGAGUGAACUAUCCAGAUAAUGGGUUAUAUGUUAUAUAAAUUGCCGAGCAUGCCAAAGCAUUUAGCCUGGAUUACGCAAGGGCAUUUCACGAGUAGUAAUCAGCCAUUUCAAAAAAGUCUGAAGCUGCUGAAAUUGAGAGCAGCAUCGCAAACGUGGUAGGACGCUGUGCAUUUGCACUAACUGUGAUAAGGAAUCUUCCUAAAUUUCAUUGCUGCAAGAGGCCACCACUAAGUCUUAUUUAAUCCAAAAUUUCAUUACAGUGCCGCCAUCGUCUUUUAAUUUAGUAGAGAGCUGGGAAACACAAUGUUAGAACCCGGGUUUUCUGUCGUCAAAGAAAUAUGGAAAGAUAGGAGAUGAAAUUGGAUUUCCAGGCGCUUUCAUCCUCACGGUUUAUUGAAAGCUGCAGCUAUGUUGAAGUAGUGUAGGUCCAGCGGUCGCUGCUGGAGAGCGGCUUAAUCGUGACAUUAUAUACUCCUGCACUCUACAAUGGGGAAAUGCGGCGACGAAUCCGCAUUGUUAAUGGAACCUUCUUGUCGCAUACUGAUGCUCAGAAGCGUCGACAAAGCUUUUAUGUUUUCGAAGGACUCGUGUAGUACAUAGAAAGUUGGACACUAUCUCAUGAACAUAUCUCCUCCCAUGAACAAGUACGUUUACAGUUUGCAUGGAGGACACUUCGUCACCUAUACUUCUUACGGUGUCAUUGCGUAAUGUCCCUGGAAAGAUUGUGCAGUACUCGAAGUCGGAUUAUACAUUUACAAGCCGAACGUUUUAGAUCUAGCGACACAGAUGCUAUCUCAAUGUGAUGCCUUGAGAUACCUGAAAUAUCGUUACAAUACAAAUGGGUCUCAGGAACGUGGAGUUUUGAACAGUGGGUCAACAACGGAAGCUCUUGGUUGCUUACUCUUCGAAGACAAGUUCACCCACACGUAGUUAUGCACCAAACAGCCCACAGGCUGUUGGUGCUUAACUACGUACCACUUGUUCCGUUCGUCCUGAUGACAAGUAGCCAUUACACAUAUCGCCUUGCCGAAAGCCUUAGCCCCGAGCCAACGUUUCGACAAGGUUCAUCCCCUGGAGAAAUUUUCGACAAGUACGCUGUUAAUCAGUGAAUGAAUAAGGUAAAUACAUGGCUGCUUACUUGCCGAACAUAAGUAAGCUAUUAUGUACUUAUUCUGAAAACGCUUUUGUCUAGUAUAAGUAAAUGACCACGAGAACAAGUGCCCUUGUCGAGAUGUUGGCUUCAGCUGAGGCUUUCCUCAAUGGCCCUGUAAAAAUGGUGUGCCAGUAUAAACGUAUCUUGCUAGGCGGGCGCAUGAAAUCUUGUGCAGACGGAGUGCCGUAUUAACUGUGUCCGCGUGUUGAUGAUGGCAGUGCGGGAGAGUGGCGCUUUAUCUCAAAAUAUUUCUGAUAACUUUGUAGGUGUUAGGAACAAAUGCUGUUGAAAAUGUAUGCCUGUGCGAAGAUCUUGCUCGCAAUGAUAUCGUUGCAUGUAGCUAUUUAAUGUUCCCAUGAAACUUACCUGUUCGGCUUGAGCAAAGUUUGUGUUCCUGAUGGAAAGAAGUGUCAAAAAGAAUUUUUAAGAAAUAUUUUCGUCAAAAGGUGUGCGAAAUCAGACCACAAUGACGAACGCAGAACGUGGAAUUGAUUAAAGAUUUGAGCUUCGUGUAGAUGUUAAAGUUGAAGACGCGAGCACGUAAUUCGCAAGGAAAGACGGCUCCCCAACGCUCCUUUCAAUUCUUGACUGAAUGCUUAGGCAUCAAAAGAAACUAAGUUUUUAGAAAGCUUUCGCGCUGCGAAAUUGUCGCUGUUACAAGUACCUGAAGUUUAAUGACUACGGAAUUGUAAGUAAGAAAGUAUAUGUACAAUGCUUGUUCUUCCCUUUCAUAGAUGAUUACUUUUUCUCAUAUCAUUUCGAGGGCUGAUAUUUCUUAUAGAAUUUUCUAUACUGGGAAAAAAAACAUAGGUCCUGUAGGCCUGAUAUUCGUAAUCCUAUAUAAUCACAUGGUAUCCUAUUUGAAAGCCUGUUUGAUCUUAUACGGGUUAACAGAAUUGUUAAAGCUUGCCUGUGUAAUAUAGCACAAAUCAUUGAGCAAGAAGAUUACUCGAAGAGUUGGGCAUUACUAGCACUCGAAAUCAAAAUGAAUAAUUGUAUAAUUGAAGGUACACUAAUAAACCGUAUAAAUAAUUACUUGAGCACACAUAUUGCAAUUUACGACUUGAGUCAGUGGCUUCACAAGGCACAUCCAUCUUGGAACAAAAUUUGAAACCAGCUCCAGUUUUGAGAUACGCGCUGACAAAUGUGCGGUAAAACAAAAUGCGCUGUUAUCCACUUACUUUUUAAACAGAAUACCUUUUUCUUCAUUGAAGCUCGUAAGUUACCGGAACAUCAAUGCGUUGUGUUGCAAAGUUUGGGACCGCGUAUCUCGAAGCGUGUCAUAUUUAGGAUUCGUUCAAAGUGGAUAUAACUUUCAAAGUCAAUGUCUACAAUUCGUAAAUUGCAAUAUGUGCUCUAAUGUAAUUAGUUUUAAAGAUGAUUAACGAAACAUGAGUAAUUAGUAGUGUUCAUUUUGAUAUAUCGUGCAAAUAACGUCCAUAUCUGAGAGUAAACCAUCUGGAGAAGUUGAAUCGUGCUAUAUGCCACGGGUGAUUUUUUUAAUGUAUUUUAGCGGUAAAAAUAAAGACCCUAUAUAAGCCCAUAUCAUUUUAUGGGAUUACGGUAUUCGGGAUGGCUUUUUUUUUUUUUAGAUAGAGUUGGUGCCACUAACCGCUAAUGUCAUCUGCGACGAGAGCAUGCUUAUGUACAGAACGUGCUUAUAUCAUAUUGUCUUAUGUUAUACGCGCUUAUGAGAUAUUGUGCGGCAUGAGAAAUAGCUUGUUUCCGCUUGAAAGCUUAGUGUAGCUUGGAGCCUCAAUUAGGAACCCACCAUGGUAGUGCGCCAGCAAGCUGUAAAAACGCUUCUUUCUUUCUCGCACAUGUCUAUUGCUCGUUUAUGAAAUAUCCCCAACACGAUUCGCAUUGUGGUAUUAAUAAACGGACAACGCAAACUGUGCGCUAGCGCGAAAUACUGUUGUAUGCUUGGAGAUUAAAAACAGGGUUGUUGUUGAAAUGUUUGAAACCAAAUCUUGUAUUACUAAAUGUACUUUUGUUCACUUGGCUCUUACUCGAGAACUGAGCAUGUCGUUCUCUGUCUCUAUAGGUCAGAAGUGCGAGCUAAUGUUGACAUACAUCAGUGAUCGCGUGUAAAAAUAAACGAAUGUUUUCAGUGC